Molecule: messenger RNA, 4222 nt
Organism: Hemiscyllium ocellatum (epaulette shark)
Lineage: Eukaryota; Metazoa; Chordata; Chondrichthyes; Orectolobiformes; Hemiscylliidae
Gene: cyp1b1
Product: cytochrome P450 1B1
Exons: 1
Coding region: 715-2337 (540 amino acids)
Biological process (GO): progesterone metabolic process; hormone biosynthetic process
Molecular function (GO): iron ion binding; heme binding; oxidoreductase activity, acting on paired donors, with incorporation or reduction of molecular oxygen, reduced flavin or flavoprotein as one donor, and incorporation of one atom of oxygen
Source: RefSeq, a predicted model, not a curated record
AUUACAGGCGGAAGCGUUCUCAGAUCUUGCCCAUUAACAAUCCACGGCUGGUGUCAGGUUAUCACAUUGUUCAGGGAGAGAUUACAUUUAGAUUACAUUUAAAUGGCCCCACAUCGCAACACGCACUGUUCUCGCUCUGCACGCAACAGCGAGGCGGCAGCGGGCAGACUCGGGAAGUGCAGUUGCUGCUGCAGAGGAGGAUCCCACCAGCCCCUGUGAAUGUACAAUGCGAACAUCAGUUGGAGGGUGAUCUAAAGGCAAUGACAUUGUUUUACCCCGAAGUAGACAAAGGAGCAAAGUGCCCUUUCUGGUCCAAUUCAGUGUAACCCUGCAGAGAGGGUUCGCCCGCUGCUGUGUGACGGUAGGACAGUGCCCCCUCCCCCCUGUAUACACACACACACACACAUAUAUAAGUUAGGUGACAGAAACGCUAGAAAAGCCGAGACUGCAAACACGGUGAACCGACUUUCUUGAGAGUUUUGCUUUGCCCGCAUUCUUCGCUCUCUUGGUACCCCGAACCAAGUGACCCAAGUUCGUUGAUAUCGUGUGGGACUGACUGGACUUUCUCGGGCAUUUCGAGGAUCUAUUUAAAUGCAUCUGGAGCACACCAUCCCCAUCGCUGUUCAAGGCUGGUCAUUAUUGCAGGGGGUAUACUUCUCUGUGUGAGACACAGAGGGAUCGCUGCGCUGUCUCGGGGACCAGGACACUGAAGGAAUGAUCGCCAAUCAAACGUGCGCCUUCGGCCAAGGGCUGCCUGCUAGCCCCAGUGUGCAGUGGAUACUGGCGGCCGCUCUCUCUGCCCUGCUCGGGCUGCAAGCCUGCCGGUGGCUGCAGCACCACCUGCAGCAGUGCCAGCCCGGGAGCCCGCCGGGCCCUUUCCCCUGGCCCUUGAUUGGAAACGCGGCUCAGCUCGGCCGGGCGCCGCACCUCACCUUCUGCAGGCUGGCCGAGAGGUACGGCAGCGUGUUCCGCCUCAAGCUGGGCAGCCGCGCCGUGGUGGUGCUGAACGGCGAGGAGUCCAUCCGCCAGGCGCUGGUGCGGCAGGGCGCCGACUUCUCGGGCAGACCGGACUUCGGCUCGUUCGCGGUGGUGUCCAGGGGCCGGAGCCUGGCUUUCGGUCCCCACAGCGACCUGUGGCGGCUGCACCGGAAGGUGGCUCACUCCACCAUGCGGGCUUUCUGCACCAGCAACCUGCAGACCAAGAGGGUCUUCGAGCGGCAUGUGGUGUGCGAGACCCAGCAGCUGGUCAGCGUGUUCAUGGCCAGGGGCCGCCUGGAGCCUUACUUUGACCCCUGGCCCAACCUGGUGGUGGCUGUGGCCAAUGUGAUGUGCGCGGCGUGCUUCGGCAGGAGGUACGAGCACAGUGACCAGGAGUUCACUGCGUUACUCUCCAAGAACCACCGCUUCGGGCAGACGGUGGGAGCCGGCAGCCUGGUGGACAUCAUGCCCUGGCUGCAGUACUUCCCCAACCCGGUGCGCAGCGUUUACCGGGACUUCAAGCAGCUCAACCAGGACUUCUACCUCUUCGUGCAGGACAAGGCUCGGCAGCACCGCCAGGAUUUCCGGCCGGACCGGCUCCGGGACAUGACGGACGCCUUCAUCCGCACCAUCGAGCACGGCGGGGUGACCAGCGGCGCCGGCCUGACCCUCAGCCCCGACUACGUGGACUCCACCGUCAGCGACAUCUUCGGGGCCAGCCAGGACACGCUGUCCACCGCCCUGCACUGGAUCACCCUGUACCUAGUGUGGCGGCCCCAGCUCCAGGCCAGGAUCCACCAGGAGCUGGACAGGGUGGUGGGCCGGCAGCGCAUCCCCAGCCUCGAGGACCAGCCCCGCCUGCCUUACCUGAUGGCGUUCCUGUCCGAGGCGCUGCGCUUCAGCAGCUUCGUGUCCCUCACCAUCCCGCACGCCACCACCCGGCACACCCUGCUCUCGGGUUACCGCAUCGCCAAGGGCACCGUCAUCUUCGUCAACCAGUGGUCAGUCAACCACGACCCGCGCAAGUGGCCCCAGCCCGAGGUCUUCGACCCGUGCAGGUUCCUCACCGAGGCGGGCACCUUCAACAAGGACCUGGCCAGCCAAGUGAUGAUCUUCUCGCUGGGCAGGAGGAGGUGCAUCGGGGACGAACUGGCCAAAAUGCUGCUCUUCCUCAGCGUCUCCCUCCUGAUGCACCAGUGCACCUUCCGGGCCAACCCCAAAGAGCAGCUCACCCUGGACUUCACUUACGGCUUAACCUUAAAACCCAAACCAUUCACCAUCAACGUGACUCUGCGUGACACACUGGAGCCUCUGAAUGUGGCUGUGCAGAGAAUCCAAGAGGCCAACAGCAAUCAAUAACUGCGGGAUCUUCUCCGGCUCUUGUUCAUUCACAGCGGGACACUAAAGGGUUACAUUUCACUUGGUUGCGCUGGUCGAGGCUUUACGCUACUGUUUUUAACCCAGUCAAGUUGUGCUGUGGACCAGUUUGUAAUUCUAAUAGUGGGUGAGAAGGCGGGGAAAGGUUCGUGUGUACUUGCCCUUUGGGCAGUAAGAAAUCAGGGGUUCUCUUUAUAAAUUGAGUUUUAUAUAAAUAGUCCAACAGUUCGCCAUAAGGUUUGAAUAUAACUAGGAUUGCUGGGAGCGGACUCGAUGGUCGAAUGUUUGGUGUCUGCUCCAACAUCCCUAUCGUCUUAUAGUUGGCACCCAUCGAAAGAAAACAAGGUUUUUUUUUAAAUAUAAAAAAGCGCAAUAGUUGGCCACACUGGAUUCUGAAGUUUUAUUUUCCUCAGUCAGACCUUAAUAUCAUUAAAUAGUCCCUGAAGUUGCAGAGGAGUUGGCAGUAUCAAAGGUUUGCUGCAAUAACAGUUGCUGGAAAUCCGACAGCAACUGACUGCGAGAACACCACUUUGAGCUCCUUGCAAACACGCCAAACCUGGGCGCCAGCCUUUCAGUACUCUCCUCACUGCCAUUUGCAGAUUCUCAAUCUCUGAUGAUUUGCCAGACUGAUUCUCAGUCCUGGCUUCCUGGGUUGGAGUUGUACACAGUCCUGUGUCGGAACUUUGACAGAACCCAUUCCUCAGCUUCCCCCCCACCCCUCCAGCCCGACGCCAAAAUCUCGUUUCCUCCUCAAGCCGUAAACUGUCAACUGGGGAGAAACCAGGGUCAGAAACAAGCCGCUUCCGGUUAUGACUGGUCUCCCUCGCGUUUCAGAAAUUGCUUCGAAAUGAAUCGAUUAUCUCCGAUGGGAGAUACGUGAACAGACCCAAGAAAUAUUGUACCGCCACUUAACUAUCAUCCGAUUCUCUGCUCAUGUCUUGCCACUGGAAGCAAAUGUGGUCUUCACACUUAUUGAGGCUUCCAAUAUUAUCAUUUAAAGCAGAAUGCAUUUAAUUCCCGUCCCCUGGAAAUGUGACGAGAUAGCCUAAGCCAUGGGCGGACAGUUGUGGUGAGAGACAGCCUGGCCCACGCACCGUGAGACACAACGUUGCGCCCAAACCUUAUCAGUAUUUGGGACAGACAGCAGAAACGAAAGGGAACUAACUAACCUUGGUUCAAACUGCAAGGCAGUCUCAAAUGAAAGCGAGAUAGCUUCACAGUUUGCGCGCUUUGCUUGGUCAUAAAUCGUCGAUUCAAAGAUUUUGCGCUCAAUUAAAUGCUCCCAUCUGACCUUUAAUUUGUCUGCAACACUAUAAGCAGCGACACCAUUGCAUUUAGCCUAAAUCAUAUCUGCUUAUCACUUGUAAAUUGACAUUCGUUGCGAUUUUAUAACACGUCUUCCUUUUUAAUCAAGUUUUUAAAAAUAAAUUUCAAUGCCAGGUAGAGUCAAUUACAGAUAUUUAAGAAUCAACUUGUUCACAAUUCUGGAACAGGGGGAACUCCUGUCCUGGCUCUGAGGUAGGACACUCCUAUUGCCCAUUCAUGUCGCAUUUACACUAAGGUAAAACAUCCUACAGGGUCAACUGCAAUAUAUCUGAUGCCACAAUCUGAUCCAUGAUCUUUAUUAAGAUUAUCAUCUGAUCUUUAUUAAGAAUUUCCAGCUUAAAAUUUGAUUCAGGCACAAUCUGAUAUGAAACUGACCAUUGUGGAAGAUGACUGAUCCAAGUUGCAUACCUUGCUCUGUGAGGAUUGCUGGAGGGGUGUAGGCGUUGGUCUCUAUAUUGUUGGACUGGGGUAAAAGAAAAAUAGCUGAAAGUGUGUUGCUGGAAAAGCGCAGCAGAUCAGGCAGUAUCCAAGGAACAGGAAA